UCCCUUGCUUACAGCUCCUCCAGUGACCACAUGGUAGAGACAAUGGCCAUGGAAAUUGAACAACUCCUAAUGAAGUUGACCGGAAUGAAUGACAGCAUGUCCGAGUUCCUUGAGACGAGCAGUAACACAAGUUCGGCAAUGCUACACACAAUACAACGACAUAGAGAUAUAUUGCAGGAUUAUACUCACGAGUUUCGUAAAACAAAGAACAAUAUUCACACGUUUAGAGAAAGAGAGGAUUUGCUCGGAUCUGUGAGGAGAGACAUUGACGCUUACAAAAACCCGAGUGGGGUAAACAACAGAGAAAUGUAUAUGAAGGAGCACGACCACUUAAGAAAUUCUGAUCGUCUGGCUGAUGAAGCCAUCGACAUUGCCAUGGCAACCAAGGAAAAUCUAGGUCAGCAGAGAAACAUGUUCAAAGGCAUCACCUCCAGGAUGAACACGUUAGCAAAUCGCUUCCCAGCAAUCAACAACCUUGUCCAGAAGAUCAACCUUCGUAAGAGAAGGGACUCUUUAAUAAUUGCAGUUGUCAUUGCUACUUGUAUUAUCCUCAUUCUAAUCUAUUGGCUGCAUUGAAGUGUUUAACACGUGGUUGAAAUAAUGGAUUUAGCUUACACAAGCCGGAAGUCUGGCUGACUCUAAUGUACGCAAAUUGCCAAACAUUAAAGCAGCGCUUCUAAAUAUUUUAGCUUUGUUAUUUUAAAAACUCUAAGAAACACCCAACACAGUACACAGGCCAAUAUAGUUUUUACAAACAAACCUUUAAAUUUAAGAUUUCCAAUGUUUAAAACUAAGUUCAAUUUGAAACAAGGACUUAUAUGGCUUGCAACCCGGUCCUGCAUAUGAUAUUAUAUAUUGGACAUCCGUGUGCAAAGCACGUUUAAGGGUGGUAUGCAGAUUAAUUUAUGUUUUACCUGCGUUUGUAGGUUGUACAUAAUGUUGGUAUUGAACACCCAAGUAAUUGUGUAUGCUCCUUACUGCAGUUCUACCCUGCAUACCUUACACAUCUAUAGUAGGUUAGUCUAUGAAAAUAUAGUAAUUUAUGGAAGUAUAUCAGAAUAAAAGACAAUUUAUUCGCAAUCGUGAA
Ciona intestinalis (vase tunicate) is the source of this 1087-nucleotide messenger RNA. Lineage: Eukaryota; Metazoa; Chordata; Ascidiacea; Phlebobranchia; Cionidae. The record is from RefSeq and is a predicted model, not a curated record.